AUGAAUUACAAUGAAAGGAAGCGUCAUCAGGAACAAGAAUUUCUGAAUUUUGUGUGGUCAUUUUAUAAGGAGAAUGAGGUGCCAAAGGAGAAGGAGGCACCAAACAUUGAGAAGAAGGCAGAGGUCUUGGUUUCCCCUAUUUCUGAGCUCAUUCCUGGGGGUCCUAAGGUACCUCCUUCAUCAGCCGAGGUCUCAGCCUCUGUGGGUAUUGGGGUGUCUGUUCCACUAGUUGAAGUCCCUUCUCCUGCAGCUUACUCUGUUCCAACCAUUAUUUUUGACCUCCCCAAUCUUCCUGAGCUGCUUGGAGCUCUUGUUGCUCCUUCAUUUGCUGCUACUUUUGCGGUUCCCAAUCUUCCAGGGCCCCCUGAAAUUUUUAUUGAUUUUCCUCCAUCUGUUGCCUCAGAGCUUCCUAAGCUACCUGGAGUGAUUCCAGAUCCGAUUGCCAGCACUUAG
Ilex paraguariensis (yerba mate) is the source of this 453-nucleotide messenger RNA. The record is from the annotation of a GenBank genome assembly. NCBI's taxonomy places the organism in Eukaryota, Viridiplantae, Streptophyta, Magnoliopsida, Aquifoliales, Aquifoliaceae.